Molecule: messenger RNA, 456 nt
Organism: Funneliformis geosporum
Lineage: Eukaryota; Fungi; Glomeromycota; Glomeromycetes; Glomerales; Glomeraceae
Source: the annotation of a GenBank genome assembly
AUGGAUGAUUUUCUCAACGGCUUACAAUUUAUAAAACCAAAACUGUUACUUUAUUGUACUGGUUCAGAAUGGACCUAUCAAUCAGCAAAAACGUUAUAUAAAGAGUUGCAAUAUAAGCUCAAAGAACAUUAUAAAUAUUUUCUUCAGAAAAAAAUUGAUAAAACAUAUAUUCCGAUAUACUUAUUCCUUUCAGGUGCUGGCAUGAGCAAAUCAAGAAACGCUGAAGAAUUUCAUAGAACAUCAAUUGAUUGCCUUUCAGAAGAUAAGGAUCUCAAACUGAGAAAAAUAAUUGAGAAUGCUUUUGUAUUCAGCGUUGGCUUUGAGAAUGGAAGUAACUUGAGAAGCAAUGUGAAACAAAGUGUGUACAGAGCUAUUGGUACUCAAAUGCUUAACCAACUACUUUCUGAUCAAAAUUUAGAUCUGAUCAUUUCUAAUUACGAAGCACCGUUACCAUAG